This is a messenger RNA of Cuscuta campestris, 985 nucleotides long. The record is from the annotation of a GenBank genome assembly. NCBI's taxonomy places the organism in Eukaryota, Viridiplantae, Streptophyta, Magnoliopsida, Solanales, Convolvulaceae.
GAGAUUUUUCCGAUAUGAUGCAAAGUGAAUUUGAAAUGUCGAUGAUAGGAGAAUUAAAGUUCUUCCUUGGGCUUCAAAUUAGACAAUGCAAAGAAGGGACAUUUGUGUGUCAAACGAAAUAUUGCAGGGAAUUGCUUAAGAGAUUCGAUGUUACCGAAUCCAAAUCCAUUGACACACCGAUGAGCACCUCUUGCUAUCUCGACAAGGACGAAAAAGGUAAAGAGGUAGACAUAAGGAAUUUGAGCGUCGGAGGCGCGAUAAAAUCUUUUUUGCAGGGCUUUUAUUUCAGCCUCCUUCAAUCUCCUCUCCGAUUUCCUCAACAAUUUUAUCACCAAUCUGUUCAAUUUUUUUUACCAAAAUUCAUCAAUUUCAAAGAGGGAAGAUGCCAAGGACCAAGAACGUUACCCCACGUCAAGAAACAGCGGCGGAAGAAGGGGAGCUUCCAUGGCGUCGUGAAGGAAGCAAAUACAUCCACAUUCAAACGGGGCUUGCCUUCAACACGGGAGCAUCAGUCGAGAGGUUCCACAACACCUUUCUCACAAAGGAGAUCAUCUCACCAAAGAUUGUGGAUAAGGACCUCUUCAAAUCGGCGACCUAUGCCCCGAGUCUCUUUUCGCUCAAGAAGGACACUCAGGUGCUGGUGAAGAAGACUUGCUUCAUCACGGAAGCCAAGUUCACCUGGAUUCUCUACCGCGAGGAAAACGAGCAAAAUCUGGAACUGGUCAUUCCAGACGAAGAGGAGAGAGAGAGAGAACGAAGCUGAGUCGUCUCAGGCUAGAGAGAGUCGGACCACGGAGCGUGUCACUCGUCAACGCAGGACUCGUCCGAGAGAAGAAGCACCAGAAUCUUCUUGGGUGAAGAGGAUCUUUGAUAUUCUCACCUGCAUUCGGGAUGAUGGGAUGAUGUUCGCCAGCUCAACGAGAGGAUGACUCGUAUCGAGCAAUCCCGCUCCUACCGUGGCCCGCGUCACAGCUUUAGUGGAGGG